Messenger RNA from Habropoda laboriosa, 1083 nucleotides. RefSeq names its product tRNA (cytosine(38)-C(5))-methyltransferase (gene Mt2). Lineage: Eukaryota; Metazoa; Arthropoda; Insecta; Hymenoptera; Apidae. The transcript has 2 exons. The record is from RefSeq and is a predicted model, not a curated record. Gene Ontology annotation, molecular function: methyltransferase activity. The coding region runs from base 13 to 1083 and encodes 356 amino acids.
UAUGGAUUAAUUAUGAAAGUGUUGGAAUUGUAUAGCGGUAUUGGCGGAAUGCAUUAUGCACUUCAAGAAAGUGGUAUUAAAGGCGACAUUGUUGCAGCAGUUGAUAUAAAUACCAUUGCAAACAGUGUAUACAGGCAUAAUUUCCCAAAUGUGUUACUUAUGAAUCGUAAUAUUCAAGCCCUGUCUGCAGACGAGAUAAAUGACUUAAAUAUAGAUGCUAUAUUAAUGAGUCCUCCAUGUCAACCUUUCACAAGGGUAGGACUUCAGAAAGAUGUAUUAGAUAACAGGUCUUUGUCACUACUUCAUGCUCUUUCGUUAAUUCCUCAAAUAAAAACAUUAAAAUAUAUAUUGCUUGAAAAUGUAAAAGGAUUUGAAAAGUCCGAGAUGAGAAAUGCAAUAUUAAAAUGUAUUGGUGAUUGUGGGUUUAAUUAUAAAGAAUUAAUUCUAAGCCCUUGUCAAUUCGGUAUUCCAAAUAGUAGGUACAGAUACUACCUAUUAGCUAAAAGAAAAGAUCUUGAAUUUUGUUUUGAUGAUAGUAUAUUAAAUUUUAAUCUCCCAGAAACUGUUUUAAGAGCUCUACCAAAAAAUAGACAUAAGUUAUUAGCAGAAAAGAUUAUUUCUAAAAGAAAUAAAAGCUGCUAUAUGUUACACACUAUUUUAGAAAAUGUUGAAGGGUCACAAUACCUAAUUCCCAGAAAGUUGUUACAAAAGAGAGCUUGGUUGUUAGAUAUAAGAACAUCACAAAGUGAUGGUUCUUGUUGUUUCACAAAAGCUUAUGGCCAUUAUAUAGAGGGUACUGGCUCUGUAUAUUGUCCAUAUUCAGAAGAGGUUAUUAAAGAAGCAUUUUUAGAAGCAAGUAAAUAUGACAAGCAAUCGUUAAAAGUAUCAGACAUUCUGGAAAAACUGAAGCUAAGAUACUUUACACCUAAAGAAGUGUGCAGGUUAAUGUGUUUUCCAGAAGAGUUUACAUUUCCAGAACAUGUGACAUGUAAACAGAAGUACAGACUACUGGGAAAUUCAAUUAAUGUACACGUAGUUAGCAGAUUGAUAUUUUUAUUAUAUACUGAAAAAAAAAUUACAUGA